Acanthaster planci (crown-of-thorns starfish) is the source of this 1539-nucleotide messenger RNA. It is a transcript of the gene ubxn6, whose product is annotated as UBX domain protein 6. Gene Ontology annotation, cellular component: cytoplasm. Gene Ontology annotation, molecular function: protein binding. NCBI's taxonomy places the organism in Eukaryota, Metazoa, Echinodermata, Asteroidea, Valvatida, Acanthasteridae. The record is from RefSeq and is a predicted model, not a curated record.
GCAAGGCCUGCUCGUUCCCAGAGUGUUGAAUACUUCAAUGCCCACUAAAGGUAAUUAUUGGAAACGAAGUUGACAAAUUAUCAUCGCAGUAGCCUCUGAAAAGGGACUGUCCCAGCUCCGGCUGUGACCUUGCUGUCGCUUUUGGAACAAAUUCGUACGGUUUCAAUCCAAGUCAAGAACCAUUCUGUACGGAUUAUCCCCCCGCCAGGAUGAAGAAGCUGCAGCAGUUUGUGGAGAAGAAAAAACUUGAUCACAAAUUCAAGCAAGCUGGGUCUGGUCACAGGCUUGAUGAGCAGAGACAAAUGCCAACUGUCUCUAGCUCCCAGCAGCAGCCCACUCGAUUGCCUCCAACACAGAGUGCAGCACGUGCCGGUGAGGCUGCCCUGGCCAGGAUACAGCAAGACAGGCGUGGUUCAGCAGCCAGUAAAACAAGAGCCCAGAAAGCCAGUGUGCGAGCCGAGGUAGAGGCUGAGCAAAUGGCUAUAGACAGGAUGAACAAGUUCACAGUGUCCUCACAGGCGUCAGGUAGGCCAACGACACCCGAGCAGCCAGUCUUCCGUGACGACCAGUCUCCGGUGUCUGUGAGUGGCAUCUUCUUCCGCUGUCCACUUGGCUGUGACCACAUUAUGCCCAAAGCAUCGGUGGACGAGCACCUGCAAUUGUGCAUACUCACCAGGUUGCUUCCGGAAAAUCCCCUUGAGGCGUCAGCCAAAAUGGUCCACACCUACAAUAAGGACAAGGAGAGACGCCAGGCUGGAAUAGACAUCAUGUGCAAAUAUCUAGACAAUGUGUGCAGUAAUCCUGGUGAGGAGAAGUACCAGAAGAUCCGCUUGGGCAACAGGACCUACCAGGAGAAGGUGGCGUGUCUCGAGGGGUCGCAGGAGUUCCUUCAGGCAGUUGGAUUCUUUCCAAAGAUGCUGCCCCACCAAGAGAAUGAAGAGGCCUUCCUUGUCCUAACCCCAGAGGCAGCAGCUAAAACAGAGCAGCUGCACUCAGCCUGUGAGCUGCUGCGGACCACCCAGCCCCUGAAGGCGACCCUCCACCGAGACAUGAAGAUCUAUCGGAAGUCCUCCCAUGCCAGCCAGUUCCGACUGCCCCCGGACUUCUAUCGACUCACACCGGAAGAGGUCAAGAGAGAGCAGCAGCUUAGGACUGAGGAGGUGGAACGCAAUGCCAUGCUACGAACCAAGGCGAUGAGGGAGGCCGAAGCCCAGAAGAAUCUUCGCCAAUAUCGAUACGCUCUGAUCAGAGUACGGUUCCCCAAUGGUAUUCUCCUCCAAGGUACAUUCCGUGCAUCGGAGAAUCUCUCUGCGGUCAUGGAGUUCACAAGGGGUGCACUGAUCAAUGACUGGCAGCCAUUUGUUCUAACUGAUGCGACGGGGAGGAAGCUGACAGAGGAGGACUGCACUUUGGCCGAAGCUCAAACUGGCACCAGCAGCCGUUGUUAACUUCUCAUGGGACGCAGCAAUAAUGGCGGAGAUUACUGCAGCUCAAGGGACUGUGCAGGAAGGAGAGUACCUCAAACCAGAGCUGAUAAAU